Messenger RNA from Ananas comosus (pineapple), 672 nucleotides. RefSeq names its product 60S ribosomal protein L34. Lineage: Eukaryota; Viridiplantae; Streptophyta; Magnoliopsida; Poales; Bromeliaceae. The record is from RefSeq and is a predicted model, not a curated record. Gene Ontology annotation, molecular function: structural constituent of ribosome. Gene Ontology annotation, cellular component: ribosome; cytosolic large ribosomal subunit. Gene Ontology annotation, biological process: ribosome biogenesis; translation.
UCUCUCUUCUCCUUCCUCUAGCCUCUAGGGUUUCUUAGCGACGCCGCCCACUUCGUAGGAGAGGAGGAGGAGAAGAAGAAGUGGUCGCCAUGGUGCAGCGUUUAACCUAUCGGAAGCGCCACAGCUACGCCACCAAAUCCAACCAAACUAGGGUUGUGAAAACCCCAGGUGGGAGGCUCGUGUACCAGUACACGAACAAGAGGGCCAGUGGACCCAAAUGCCCCGUCACCGGAAAGAGGAUCCAAGGAGAUUAUUCGGGCUUUCCUGGUAGAGGAGCAGAAGAUCGUCAAGAAGGUGUUGAAGAUCCAGAAGGCGAAGGAAAAGCAAAGCGCGAAGAGCUAAACGCCAGAUCGAUGGAAAGUCAAAUUCCCCCACAGGAAAAUUUUGUUUCGCGCAAAUGAUGUUGUGAGGAUUAGUUUGGUGAGAUUGAGUGUCGAAUUAGGGCGUCUUUUUCCUCUUUCUUUUUCCUACUGAUAGUUGCUGUGGAUUCUUUCCUUUACCGGAGACUUCAAAGCCCCCCCCCCCCUCGUAAGGCUUUUUGUUCACUUAUUUUUGCUAUGUCUGAACCCCAGUACUACAUUUCUUAAAUCUGUUUUACGAAUUCUCAUUAUUGUGUUCUCUUGGUAUACUUUUUUGAGUAAAGCUCUAUUGGUGUUCCACUUCUAAAAAUCU